Kogia breviceps (pygmy sperm whale) is the source of this 1939-nucleotide messenger RNA. RefSeq names its product centromere protein T (gene CENPT). NCBI's taxonomy places the organism in Eukaryota, Metazoa, Chordata, Mammalia, Artiodactyla, Physeteridae. Gene Ontology annotation, molecular function: DNA binding; protein heterodimerization activity. Gene Ontology annotation, cellular component: kinetochore. The record is from RefSeq and is a predicted model, not a curated record. Gene Ontology annotation, biological process: mitotic cell cycle; kinetochore assembly; chromosome segregation.
UAGAACUUCAAUUCCCGUGGGGCUGUGCGGCAGCAUCGCGAGAGUUGACCUAAAUUCAGCAGCAUCGCGAGAGUUGGCUUAAAUGUGGCGGCGGGAAGGAGGCGAUCGUAGCUGCCGCAGCGGCUGAGAGGGCUGGCUGCUGAGGCGAUGGCGGACGACUACAGCCGGGACAGCGAGCCUACGACGCGCACGUUGUUACGGCGCGUGCUGGAUACAGCGGAUCCGCGCACCCCGCGGCGACCCCGGAGUUCUCGGACCGAUGUCCAGAGAGCCCUGCUUCAAACACCUUCCUCUAGGAGGCUGAGGAGCCAAACAAAGAUGACUGCCAGGCGUUCUCAUAGAGCCAGGUCUAUUGACAGAUUGACCCAUGUUCAAGCCAGUGGACACCUGGAGGAACAGACACCUCGGACUCUGCUGAAGAACAUCUUACUAACUGCCCCGGAAUCUUCCAUCCUAAUGCCAGAGUCAGUGGUGAAGCCAGUGCCGGCACCGCAGGUGGUCCAGGCUUCCAGACGGGAAAGCGGUCGGCACAGCCUGGAGCUGCAGCUUCCUGAACUUGAGCCCCCCACAACCCUGGCUCCAGGUCUGCUGGCUCUUGGCAGAAGGAAGCAGAGACUGAGGUUGUCAGUGUUUCAGCAAGGAGUGGACUUGGGACUGCCUCCCUCCCAAGAGCCUCAUGGGAAUGCUGAUGCCUCUUCCCUCACCAGCUCCCUUAACUUGACCUUCGCCACACCUCUGCAGCCACAAUCAGUGAAGAGGCCUGGUUUGGCCCGCAGACCUCCUACCCGCCGAGUUGUAGAUGUGGGUACAUUUAUGCAGGAUCUGCGAGAUACUUCCCUGGCCUUAGCUCCUCCAGACAUAGUGUUGGAGGACACCCAGCCCUUCUCCCAGCCCUUGGUUGGCCGUUCCCUCAGUGUGCACCACUCCCUGCCUUGUCCCUCUCACUCUGCGGCUAAAGAUGUGGAGAGGGCUGCCAGUCGCAGGACAUGGAGCGGCGGGCUUGGGCUGCAGAGCAACGGUGCUGGGAAACCAGCCCUGGCUGGAAGGGUGGAAGAGGUUGAUGCCCUUGCUUUGGGCUUUCCGAACAUCAGCAGUAAUAUCUCUGGAGAAGAUGGAGUAGAGCCCUUACAGAAUGGAGUAGGUGAGGAGGCAGAGGAAAGAAUGGAAGAAAGCUUGAGGGAAGUGGAGAAGGAGGCAGAAGCACAAGGAUCCACCAGAGCAGAAGAGCCUGAAGGACACAUAGAAGUGACCGAAGCAGAGGGAUCCUGGGGGGCUGUCGAGGCCAACGAGCCAGAAGGAUCUUCAGGGCAUGAAGACACCUCUGGUAGAACAGCAAGUCCUGAGCUGGCCUCCAGCACCCCAGAGUUCCUUCGGGCCAGGCGACUUCAGCUUCUUGAGCCAGCUCCACCGCCUAGCACUGCAGUGUUACCUUCAGAGCCUCCGGAGACUCUGUCGGCCAGGCUUCCUUCCAAGCCCCGAAUCCCUGGCUCCAGACCCCGUCAAGAUCCCUACAAGACUGGACUGAACCAAUAUGCGAAACUCUUUAGCUUCUAUGCUAAGAUGCCCAUGGAGAAGAAGGCUGUGGAGAUGGUGGAGAAGUGCCUGGACAAGUAUUUCCAGCAUCUUUGUGACGACCUGGAGGUAUUUGCUGCUCAUGCUGGCCGCAAGACUGUGAGGCCAGAGGACCUGGAGCUGCUGAUGCGAAGGCAGGGCCUGGUCACCGACCAAGUCUCCCUGCAUGUGCUCGUGGAGCGGCACCUGCCCCUGGAGUACCGACAGCAGCUCAUCCCUUGUGCAUUCAGUGGCAACACUGUCUUCCCCGCCCAGUAGUGGCCAGGCCUCAACACCUGCCCUGUCCCUACCUGGGACCCCUUGGCCCCACAUACACUUCUAGGUUUCCUCCCUGCUCCCUAGCAUCAAUAAAAUGUCACAAACAGAA